CUGACGGAUGCUCCCACCGACGCACCCACAGAUGCUCCCGCUGCUGAGGCCACUGAGCUUCCCACCGACGAGCCGACGGAGGCUGCCACCGACGCUCCCACCGAUGAGCCGACGGAGGCCCCCGCCGUUGAGUCCACCGAGCUUCCCACCGACGAGCCGACGGAGUCUCCCAUCGACAAGCCGACUGAUGUCCCCACAAAUGAGCCGACGGACGCUCCCACCGAUGAGCCAACGAAGGCCCCUGUCGUUGAGUCCACCGAGCUUCUCACUGACGCACCCACCGAAGCCCCAACAGAUGCUCCAACGGAUGAAGCGACUGAUGCACCCGCCGUUGAGUCCACCGAGCUUCCCGCUGACGAGCCGACGGAGGCUCCCACCGAUGCUCCCACCGAUGAGCCGACAGAGGCCCCCGCCGUUGAGUCCACCGAGCUUCCCGCUGACGAGCCGACGGAGGCUCCCACCGAUGCUCCCACUAACGAGCCGACGGAGGCUCGCACCGAUGCUCCCACCGAUGCUCCCACCGACGAGCCGACUGAUGCCAACACCGAUGAGUCUACUGAGCUUCCCACCAACGCACCCACCGAAGCCCCCACAGAUGCGCCUACGGAUGAAACUGAUGCUCCCGCCGACGAGUCCACCGAGCUUCCCACGGACGAGCCGACAGAGGCUGCCAUCGAUGAGCCGACGCAGGCCCCCACCGAUGAGCUGACGGAUGCUCCCACCGACGCACCUACCGAGGCACCCACCGAGGCACCCACAGAUGCUCCCGCCGCUGAGGCCACCGAGCUUCCCACGGACAAGCCGACGGAGUCUCCCAUCGACAAGCCGACGGAGUUUCCCAUCGACAAGCCGACUGAUGCCCCCACAAAUGAGCCGACCGACGCUCCCACCGAUGAGCCGACUGACGCUCCCACCGUUGAGCCGACGGAGGCCCCCGCCGCUGAGGCCACCGAGCUUCCCACGGACGAGCCGACGGAGGCUGCCACCGAUAAGCCAACCGAUGAACCAACGGAGGCCCCUGCCGUUGAAUGCUCCAACGGAUGA
Saprolegnia diclina VS20 is the source of this 1044-nucleotide messenger RNA. RefSeq lists its product as hypothetical. NCBI's taxonomy places the organism in Eukaryota, Oomycota, Saprolegniomycetes, Saprolegniales, Saprolegniaceae. The transcript has 2 exons. The record is from RefSeq and is a predicted model, not a curated record.